GCGGGCCCGGUGAUCAAGGGGAAGAUCCCCAAGGACAGGGACGGGAGGCCCAAGCAGUUCGCGUUCGUGAAUUUCAAACACGAAGAGUCGGUGCCGUACGGGCUGAGCUUGCUGAACGGGAUCAAGCUCUACGGCCGGCCCAUCAAAAUCCAGUUCCGAUCAGGGAGCAGCCACGCGUCUCAGGACAGCAGUCCCGCUUGCUCCCCGCACGGAGCUGCCAACGCCAGCCCCUCGGGCGUGCCGCUCCUGGCAUCAAACCCCAGCAGAUACGACAGGAAUUGUGAUGGUGUGGCGGCAGCAGGAUUCUCGUCAGUGCAGCGGGCUCUGGCGUCUGGUGACAACCUUCAGAGACAAGCGGUGAUGACCAGCGCCAUGCGGCAGCAGCCUCUGUUUGGGGGAAAGUACGAGCAGCCCGGCUUCCCCCUGCCCGCCUACCAGCACCCUCCUCAUGCCUUCCACCCCCCGCCAGCCUCCCAGAUGCCGCGGCGCCCAGAGGUGCUGGCGCUGCGCAAGGGCAGGCUGAACACCCACCCCUACCACACCGACAGCUGGCACUUUGGCCGCGAGCAGCGCUUUGGGGAGUGGGGACCCGACUACGGCCGGGCCAAGAGGGAGGAGUACGGCUUCGAUGAGAGGGGGCACAACGCCGAGCACCACUACAGGGGGGGCAGAGAGGAACCUGCCUACGAAGACUGGCACCGCGACGGCUGGAGCCAUGACUACCGGCAAGAGAGCUACAGAGAGGCCAAGUGGCACCCGUCGCGUCAUUAA
This is a messenger RNA of Pterocles gutturalis (yellow-throated sandgrouse), 771 nucleotides long. It is a transcript of the gene RBM7, whose product is annotated as RNA binding motif protein 7. Gene Ontology annotation, biological process: regulation of alternative mRNA splicing, via spliceosome. The record is from RefSeq and is a predicted model, not a curated record. Gene Ontology annotation, molecular function: single-stranded RNA binding. Gene Ontology annotation, cellular component: nucleus. NCBI's taxonomy places the organism in Eukaryota, Metazoa, Chordata, Aves, Pterocliformes, Pteroclidae.